UUGCUUGAUUCUGCGUUCGACUGAUUCCCAUGGCCCAUCUUCUCAAAACUGCAACAAUCUGAGCAGCUCCGCUUUCUUCUCCACCGGACCUCUAUCCUUCUCCCACCUGUUUCAAAUUUUCUUCUCCAAUGGCGCCUCUCACCUUGUCGUUUGAGAGACGGAGACGGAGACAGAGACAGAGGAGAGUUUCACGGGAUUUGGAUUCACAUUGGAUGAAAAUCCGCAUUGUUUAAAUUUUAAAAAUAUUUCAGAAUCAUGGCUUUGAUUUCGAAUUCUUGUUGUUUUUCUUUCUGCUCGAAUCACGGUGCUGUGUUCCAUAUCUUGAUUCGGAUUGGUUUCACCGCUUCUUUCUUCUUCCGUUCAGCGUUUCUGUUGUGAUUUCUUUGAUGACGAGCUUUAAUUUUGAUUUCAACAAUGACAGUUCACCUUGCUCGAGAAGCCUCUAAGCUAUGGAGAAAAAUGUGCGUCGAAGCGUCCAUAGAAGUUUCGCUUCUUGCCGGAAGCUGGAAAUAUAUCCUUGCUGGCGUUGUUUUUCAGUAUAUCCAUGGUGUGGCUGCUCAAGGAAUUCAUUAUUUGCACCGGCCCGGGCCAACACUCCAGGAUACUGGAUACUUUCUUCUUCAAGAGCUCGGUGAAGACAAAGCUUAUGUUAGCGAGACUGUUUUCUCCCUCAUAUUUUUUUCUUUUGUGCUGUGGACAUUUCACCCAUUUGUUUAUCAGAGCAAAAGGAUAUAUACAGUUCUGAUAUGGUGCAGAGUUCUUGCCUAUCUAGUUGGUUUCUGUUUGCCCAUAACCUUUUGUAAGGCUUGUCAGUUCCUGAGGAUAAUCACAUUCUACUCAACUCACCUUCCUGGUCCCAACUAUCAUUGUCGUGAGGGUUCAAAACUUGCAAAGAUGCCUCCACCAGAGAGAUUAGUUGAAGUGCUGCUAAUGAACUUUUCAAAAGGGGUCAAUUACGGCUGUGGAGACUUGAUAUUUUCAUCCCACAUGAUAUUUUCUUUAGUAUUUACACGCACAUAUCAUAGAUAUGGAAUGGCAAGAUUUAUCAAAAUAUCUGCUUGGCUUCUUUGUGUAAUUCAGAGCAUCCUCAUCUUAGCGUCUCGCAAGCAUUAUACAGUAGAUGUCGUUGUUGCUUGGUAUACUGUAAAUUUGGUUACAUUUUUUAUUGACAGAAAGCUGGCAGAGCUGCGAGAGAGGCCUUCUGGCAUAAUGUCGCCAUCGCUUCUUCCAUUGAGUUCCAAGGAAGAGUUCCAGAGGCUUGUGAAUGGAAAUUAUGUGGGAAUAACCCAUUGAAGAUAUAGAGCUUAGAUGCAAAAGUUGUGAGUAUCUCUGGUAAUAAUGACUUUUCAUUUAGCUCUCUUUACGUUUAGACAUUAGACGGUGGGUGCGCAUGCCAGGGAAGAACUUCAGAUAGGGAUGAAUGUCUCAAUGACUUCGACAAACAAGGCAUCAACUGAAGAUAGCUAGCUGCGAUGCCUUUAGAAAUAGAAUCUUGAACUCAUGGCCAUCAUCUGUACAAGUAUAGGCUCUGUGUUGUUCUUUGCUAGGAUUUAAGUGCAGUCUCUUCUUUCAGUAUGGAAAUUCACUGAUAUUGGGAACAUAUAUCUUUUGGGAUUUUGCUUUUAAAUGGGUCAAAAGCAAUUAUGAGAGGAUUUUAACCAUUUUUUUUUUCGCUGUAAAGCUGAUUAAUUCAUUGAUUUAUCUAAAA
Molecule: messenger RNA, 1708 nt
Organism: Cucurbita maxima (winter squash)
Lineage: Eukaryota; Viridiplantae; Streptophyta; Magnoliopsida; Cucurbitales; Cucurbitaceae
Product: phosphatidylinositol:ceramide inositolphosphotransferase 1
Exons: 11
Coding region: 415-1293 (292 amino acids)
Biological process (GO): ceramide biosynthetic process
Cellular component (GO): trans-Golgi network; endoplasmic reticulum membrane; Golgi membrane
Molecular function (GO): sphingomyelin synthase activity; inositol phosphoceramide synthase activity; ceramide cholinephosphotransferase activity
Source: RefSeq, a predicted model, not a curated record